Sipha flava (yellow sugarcane aphid) is the source of this 3657-nucleotide messenger RNA. It is a transcript of the gene bdg, whose product is annotated as sodium- and chloride-dependent GABA transporter 1. The transcript has 15 exons. Bases 13 to 3393 code for a protein of 1126 amino acids. Gene Ontology annotation, biological process: sodium ion transmembrane transport. Lineage: Eukaryota; Metazoa; Arthropoda; Insecta; Hemiptera; Aphididae. The record is from RefSeq and is a predicted model, not a curated record. Gene Ontology annotation, cellular component: membrane.
CGGUAAUUUAUCAUGAUGGGAUUAGCUCGACGUGAAACCAUGUGGCCGUCAUCGGCGAUCGACGACGGCGGCAGCCCGCCAGAGGACGACCCGGAAAACUACAAUUAUUUCGAACCCUCGCUGUUCGACGAGCCAUGCGGUGCCCAGCCAGAACCGCGAUCACCGGCUGACGACGUUCACGCGGCCUUCUUGGCCGCCAACCUGUUGCUGCUCUACGCGAACUUGGCCAGGCUUUCGACGAUCAACGACGCGCGUCCUCCGCUUCCGUCAGCGGUCCACGACGACCGUGACCACGAAGAUGACAACGACAUCGAAUCGCCAGUGGCGGCAACGGUUGAUACUACUAAUACGGCGGCGGCGGCGUCGGAACCGCGCUUGAGCGUAGAACGGUUGCCCGGGGAACCGGGGUCGUCAACAGACGACGAGCGACCGUGGCCAGCAGACGCGAUAACCGCACAACGACACCGCCACUAUCGAAGCGACAGUUACCGGCCGUCAGCGCCGCCUCAGGAGCAGCCGCAACAGCCGCAGAUCUGCAGCACCAGCGCAGCCGCCGCGCCCAACGCCAUGAUCACGGUGGCCGCGUGCGGUUCCAGGGCGCCACCCGGGCCUAAGCCGCGGCCGCCGACGUCCGCGUCGGCCACGCCGUUCCCGGUGGACUUGGUCGACAGGUUGAGGUCACCGAUCGCGGCGCCGGUCCGGCCCAGGCAAUACGGCCGCCGGAGAAGCGUUCAGGACGCCGUGGCCACAGCGAUAGCGCUGCACCAGCGACAGGAAUACCGGCAGCCAUUCCGGCCGCUGGCGCUAAUUGGCGUGGCCGUCGACGAACCGGAACCGGAUGCGGACCUGGAACGAGAUGUGCAGGAACCGAGGCUCGUCACGCCGCUCAGGGCUUACGAAAUGUCUCAGGAGUCCCAGAGUCCGUUGGGCCAAUGGAACAACAAAUAUAGUUCCGUGUUGGCAACGCUUGGAUGCACUUUGGGAGCCUUUAACAUCAGCAGAUUCGCCAUACUAACCGUACAAUUUGGAGCCAACUUUAUACUUCAGUUCCUAGUGUUAUCGUUGCUAGUCGGCGUGCCUAUGUUCACGUUCCACAGUUCACUCGGUCAGCUGCUGGGAGCCGGCGUCAUGGAUAUGUGGAGAAUAUCUCCAAUAUUCAAGGGAAUCGGCAUCGCACUGCUCCUGGCCCAGGCGUUUAUCGGCACGUACUCGGUGAUCGGUAUCUCGUGGAUGUUCACAUAUUUUCGCGAUUCGUUCAUCACGAAACAGGACGUUUAUCGCUGGGCAGAGCCAGUCGACGAGUACAAAGAAGAUAGUGUGCCCUGGUCGACGUAUUCUUCGAAUAUCACAUUCAACAUCGAAGAGACGGUACCAGGUUAUUUCAACGGCAUAGUCUUACAAAGAAAGUACGUGGAAAAACUUGAGAUGACCGACAACUCAUUAAAACUGCCCGUAGUCAUCAACCUGAUGAUCAUUUGGACAAUCGUGUUCAUAUGCUUAAGUAAAGGUUUAAAGUCCUACAGUAAAAUAAUAUGUAUUUUCUCAUUGGUGCCUGUGUUUGGCAUGUUUAUGCUGUGCACGAAAAUGAUGGGAUUAGCACCAAUGAUCGGAUUCCAACAUCAUGACAUUUUCCCAGAAACCGAUUGGAGCGAGUUCUUCCUCAAUACCAAGAGUUGGGUUGCAGCGUUUACCGAGACAUUUCUCACGUGGGGAAUACUCGGCGCGUGUACAAUGCAAAUCACUUCGCACAAUCGGCCGAAGCACCUGCUGCACAGAGACGCCUCGUUAGUAGUCAUUCUAACAAUAGCCGUGCUCAUAUUAACCGCGUUUUUGGCCAAUACAUGUGUGCAACUCCUCGAAGCCCGUGGAUUCGUGUACCUACCCAGUUCAUUUGAACGGAUGAGUUCCUAUAUAUUUUUGUUCAAACAAAACUCCUCGCAGGCGCGUAAGCAUUUGACGCCCGUGCGAUGGAUGCAACACAGUAGUCUGUUUCUAGGCGAGAGGACGAUGAAGAACAACAUGGCCGGGAUGCCGCAGGAGAGCGGUUAUCAGGCCAUGCGGCUGGCCACUGAACUGUUCCCGGCCACGUUCGCCAUGAUCGGUGCCAAGAACAUUUCACCCUUCUGGUCCGUGCUCUUCUACUUUGUGCUCAUCAUGUUUGGCAUCGGACAACAGAUAGCCAUAUGGCAUUGCGUCGUCAGCGGCAUCAUAUCGUUGCACCCGUUCAAGUUGAGGAAAUGGCGUACAACGAUCACGUUCCUGUCGUGCGCGGCCGCGUUCUCCAUCGGUCUGUUCAUGGCCACCGAGCUGGGGAUUUUCGUCGUCUACCUCAUGGACUACUGCGUCGGCUGUGGUUGGUGGAUGAUGGUGCUCUAUUUGCUGGAGAUCGGAGCUCUGUUCAUGGUCCGCGGUCGUCCGUACAGCGGCGAGACUGUAGUGGCCACGUUGUUUUCGCAAGCCAAUCAUCACCUGCAGGUGUGGCUGGCGCCCAUGCUGUCAUUUGACUGGAAUAUAAUCAUACCAGUCGCGUUAAUCCUCCUCAGUACGUCGGUGUUCAAGAACGGCGGCUACCGGUUGCUGUACAACUGGAAAAGCUCAUCUUCGCAGUCGUCGUCCUGGUCUACGUCUAGCAGAGAGUUCGGCUGCAUGUUGCAGAUCAUACCACUUCUGAUCGUGCCGUUCGCGGGCAUCGUGCAAAGCUGCCGAUACUUAGCCACUGGACCACCAGAUUUAUUUGAUCGAAUCCAGAUGCUGUACCGACCCGUCAUCGAAACCCGUAGACCCGCGGAGGGAAGCGAUACAAUACCGGAGCCCGGCGUCAACGGCACGACGGCCGUGCAGAUAGAGGAUCCACCUCCCAAGUACACACCGCCACCGUCGUAUUCCACGGCCACCGGAGCAAGAAUCGCGAAAAUGUUGCGGCAGAGCAUCCGGCGGAGCGUGCGCCGGCUGACGCACGUGCUCGGCAACCAGCAUUCCACGGCCGCGGCACUGGGCGAAUCCUCGUCGUCGUCGUCUCCGCAGUCCUCGUCGUCCGCGGCAAUCAACGGUGGCGGCCAACAUCAGCCGCCGACGUCCGCGCACGCCACCGCAGCGGCCGUCGCGUCGCACGUGCCGUCCACCGAUGCAGCCGUCCAACAACGUCCCACCGCAGCCGCGACGUGCCCGCCGCCCGACUAUACCACCGUGCUGGUCGAGAUGACCCGGAACAACGGUAACCGCGACCACGACGGCGUGCAGCAGUCGGUCGCGCGCGCGGCCGCCGUCUGCGAAUCGUCCUCGUCCGCGUCCAGCCUGUCCAACGAGCAGAGCACCAGCAUCGAGUGUCUGAUGGAACGGGCCGCGCCCAUCAACGUGGACCGCGUCGUGGCCGCCGUCGUCGCGCAGCCGUGAUCGCGGUACGGUUCCCGUGGCCGCAGCGGAAGUCUCGUGAUGCCCACCCGGGUGGACGGCCGGAUGGGCCGAACUCACAUAACGCCCGAUCUCUCCUCUACGGUACGAUCCGCAACCGUGGUGUAAUCGGUUGAUGGUCGGCCUCCGGUGGUCCGAACGCGCGACCCCGGAUACGGAUUCAAAUUGAUUCGCGCGCCGACUUACGAUUAAGAAGUGUACAAAAUAAAUAAAUAAAUAAAUAAAAAUUAUACUGUAUAGAUUUAA